Molecule: messenger RNA, 4281 nt
Organism: Ruditapes philippinarum (Manila clam)
Lineage: Eukaryota; Metazoa; Mollusca; Bivalvia; Venerida; Veneridae
Product: inactive phospholipase C-like protein 2
Source: RefSeq, a predicted model, not a curated record
AAAGGUCACAAGCGUGGAAUGUCUGUGAAGAAGACUAAAAGAAAAAGAGAUUAUACGAGUAUGAAGGCAAUAGGAGUGAAAAGUAUAGAUGAAACAUUCAAGGUUGCUAUACAGCCUCUGAGGGAUGGAACAGAUCUUAGAGACAAUUUCAGACGGUACCCCAAACUCGAAGCAGAUGGGAAUCUACCAGAAAUCCUUAAGAAGGCAUUACUGGCAUUUGACACUAUGGUGAAUGAAUGUAGAGCUUUGAUAGAACAUGCUGGCCAUGUCUAUGAAAGGUUACUACAAAGCCAGAGAGCAGGUCUUGAAUGGCAUGAGGAAUUAGAGAGUACAAGCCUACAAGCUGGUCUUAAAGGCAAAAAAUUAACAAAGGCAAUAGAGAAUUUUGCGUGGAAUAUACGUGUUUUACAGGGACAAGCAGAUCUGUUACUACAAGCCAAAAAGGAGUGUCAGGAAUAUAUAAGACAGAUCUCUGAAGCUGCAGUGACUCUGGGCCUAGCAAAGAAUGCCAAUACAAUAUGCAAUAAUAACCUCACGAAUUGAUCUUUAUGCCUCAAAUUAAAAGAGAUUAUCGAAGCUACCAUGACAUAAGAUGAAGUGCCAUUGAUGUUGAAUCAUUGUACAGCAACAUUCAUAUAUCAUCAAAGUGUCCUGUCAUUUGUCGUAUAAUAUAUUCUAGGAUAACGAUUACUCAUAUAGAUGUCAACAUGUUCAUGAUAUAUUGUGUAACAAAUAUUGUUAUAGAAUUAAGUAGAGUUGUCGUGCUUAAAUACUGGCUCGCAUGAAAUUUAACAAAACCAUUGUAUUCUUAUACAUGUAUGAACCAAAUCCACAUUUGUUCAUUAUAAUCAUAGACGAAAUAGAAAGAAUCAAGAGUUUUAACAUAUGAUCAUAGAAGAAAUGAAUGGAAAAUGAUCAUAGAUUACCAAAAUUUCAUAUGGUCCUUUGGUAAAAUCUUUUAAAUGAAUAAGGUUAAUGUCUGUUUAUAUAUUUUUCUGGAUAAAAGUGACAGAAUGUACAUGUUCAACAGAUAUAUACCUUAAAAAACGCAAUAGGUUAAAUGUGUUCACAGAUUUUAGAGAAAUCAUACUGGUUUUUGUUAUGAAUAUGUACAAAAUUCAUCUAAGGGAAGAAAUCCUUGGGUAAAACUAAAUCCUAUGGUAGUCGCAUUUGUUGUCCUUACAAGAAAUUUUUUUUAUUUACAAAAAGAUUCUCUGAUUGUCAGUGCGAGCAUCUUGAAACUUUCUCAAUGUUUACAAUAUUCUUUUGACAUUAAUUUUAGGAUUUUGUUUUAUUUAACUAAACACCCCAACACCCCCUUACCCCUACUAACCAUAAACUAAUAACCAUUUUCUGUAUAAGAUGAAACUAAAUACAGUAACUGUAUAUGAAUCUUGUAAACUUAUAACAGUUUCUGUACUUUAUGAAUUUCAUAAAACCAUAAAGCAAGAUUAUUUACCAUAUACAGUUGUCAUAAAACCAUAAACAUUUAACUUUUACUGUACUAGAUAUAUAAAUUUAUGAUGAAUUCAUAUACCAAAUUCAUUUGUUGUUAUUGUCAUAAAACCAUAAACCUAUAACAUUUUCUGUACUAGAUGAAUGUCAUAAAACCAUAAACGAAAACAUUCACUGUGUAUAUAUAGAUUGUAUAUGAUUUGUCAUUAAACCAUUAACAUAAAUCAUUUAAUGUAUACAAUUGUCAUAAAACCAUAAACCAGGUUCAUUUAUUGUACAUAUAUAAAUGUUUUAAAACCAUAAACAAUUAGCAAUUUUUAUGUAGGUUCAUUUUAAAAAACCAGUUGUCAUUUUUAACUAGGAAUAUGUUAUUAUAUAUAAAUAUAGAUCGUAAAAUUAUACAUGUUGUUAAAUUUAUGAAAUAUUGUACAUAAUAAAGUUAUGUUUGAUAAGUAUUGUCUGUUAAUAUUUUGUGCAAUUAAUUAGUGAUAUAAACUUAUAAAUAAAUGCAUCUCUUGUUUAGUAGGGCAAUGAAAUAAAGCUUCAUGUAUAUCUUCUUGUAUACCUUUUUGUACCUAUUGUAAUAUUUUGGUAAAGAUCUUUGAAGUUUCCUUGACGUGUUCUCACAUGAAAAAAAACUCAUUUAUAUAUUUGUUAAUAUAGGGAUAUAAUAAGAUGAAGUGAUUUCUUUCAAUAAUACAUCAGCAUUGUUUUGAGGUGGUGUAUGGAGACAAUAAAAAGUCUCCCGCCCUCUCCCCCACACCCCAUACACAAUAAAAUUAGUCAAAGAUGUUAUAUUUUUGAUUUUGAAGAUUACUCAGCACAACAUUGUGUUUAUGAUACUUUUAUUUGUUUCACUAAUUAUUUAUAAACACCUGCAAGUAAUGAAUGUUGUCUGUUUGAUUUUGUAGUCAUUAUUAUUGUGAAACCUUACUAUAAAGGCCACCUCCUUGUGAUAAAUAAGAGAUGUUUGUAGAAAGGAGGACUUUAUACACAGGUAUCAAAUUUUAUCUUACAGAUACUUUUUAUAAGUUAACCAUGUUUUGUUUUAUUUUGUAGUCUUACAUAUUAUGAAACAUAUUAAAGCUGCAUGCCUCCAGGUAGCCAAAUUUUUUUAAAGAAAAUCAAACUUGAGAAAAAUGUACUUAAAUAUUUACAAAAGUAAAGAUAUUCAAGAUUCAAGUAAUAAUUUACAUGUUUUGUGCGAUGAAAGACUGAUUUUGCAGUAUUUAUCACCAUAUUUCUACAGUGUGACUAUCACAAAAACGGCAUUUUUUUUGCAUAUUUUGACAACAUUUUGGUAAUUUAAAUUGUAAGUUCCAUUUGCAAUGUGUAAAUUUUAUUUUUGUUCACUUUACAAUGUUUUACUUUUAAAUACAUUUUCAAGAAAAUUGGCAUGAAUCUGGAGGCCUGCUGCUUUAAAAUAGAUCACCUGUUAUUGAUUUAUUAGCAAAUUUUUGUUUGCAGGAGGGUUUAUCUAAUUGUGAAAUCUCUAAUAACUAGUAAUAUAAGAAGUUGUCUGGAAUAUUACAUUGGUUAUAAAUUAAGAGGUGCUUUUUACCAGUACAGUUCCUGUGAAAUGAACAUUACUGUUUGGUUCUGAUAUCAAUUAUUGUACCAUAUUAUGUCCCUAUUUUUAUUUAACCUUAAAGGAACUCCACUGAGGUCCAAAAUCCUAGAAACAUUUUACAUAGAUCAGCUGGGAUGCAUAGAACGGAAAGAUUUGCAAAAGAUAAUAAAGAAAUAUUCUGAUAAAUAAAUUGAAAAUCAUAUUUUUGUGCUAUUCUUAGGACAAUUUCGGUGAAAAAGCGUUAAAUUUUGGGUCAUUUUUCACAAUUAGAAUAAUUAUUCGGGAAAAAAGAAGUGAGCGAAUGAUCUGAAAUUUUGCACACAUUUUGGUCUCAAAUAAAAUAUUACCUUAAGAAAUUUUUUUCUGAGCUGUCAUGUAAACAACCUCAGUGGAGUCCCUUUAAUAACAUGCCCUAUCUCAAUUUUCUAAAACAAGGAUGACUUGAGCUCAAUUGAAAAACCAAAUGCAUUACUUAUAUUGUUUAUAAUUUUAUUUACUUUUUAAUAAUACAUAUAUCUAUAUACCAAUUAGUCAUAUUGUAACAAUUUAUUUUAGCCAUUUUUUUGUAUUUUUUUUUACUUCAGCAUUUGUAACCAAUUUAAAAAUGAAGAAAAAAAAGCUAACAAUAAAAGCUAAGACAUGUGUAUUUUCAUUAUUUAUAAUUUUGACAAAUAAUGGUAAAAAUUUGCAUUUUUUUCCACUUCCACUUCAAUUGUAAGUAUUAGCGCUAGAAUGUUACAAAUUUGUAUACUAAUUUAUUUUUAUUUUUUAUGAUAAUGUCUCAAAACAGGUGCCAAUUCUUUUGUAACUAGAUGUGAUUUCAGUUUUAGUUAUUCAAAGAUAUAUGUUGGUAUAUAUUAAUAAGAAAUUUAUUUAACAAAACCCCUGAAUAAAGGCAUUAAUUAUUUGAGACCCUGAUAUAUGAAAUCUGGUAAAAUACACAGUAACUUUCCUAGGUACAGAAUGUACAGUAUAUUUGCCAUGGCCUGACAACAUUGUUUUGAGAUAUACCAAAUAUUUGCCAUGGCCUGACAACAUUGUUAUGGGAUAUACAGUGUAUUUGCCAUGGCCUGACAACAUUGUUAUGGGAUAUACAGUGUAUUUGCCAUGGCCUGACAACAUUGUUAUGGGAUAUACAGUGUAUUUGUCAUGGCCUGACAACAUUGUUAUGGGAUAUACAGUGUAUUUGCCAUGGCCUGACAACAUUGUUAUGGGAUAUACAGUGUAUUUGCCAUGGCCUGACAAUAUUGUUAUGG